Molecule: messenger RNA, 593 nt
Organism: Cutaneotrichosporon oleaginosum
Lineage: Eukaryota; Fungi; Basidiomycota; Tremellomycetes; Trichosporonales; Trichosporonaceae
Source: RefSeq, a predicted model, not a curated record
CUACGAUGCGUCACAUCACUCACUACAUCUCUCUCACCGCUCGUCUUCGGUGCGGCACCGCACCACAAAAGGGGACAUGGCGCAACCAGACUACUAUGCUGUACUGGGAGUGCUCCCCACCGCCCCGGACGACGAAAUCACGCGCGCAUGGCGCCGUCUCGUGCUGGCAUCACACCCUGAUAAAACACGCACCGCACCCGCACAGACCGACAUCCGGCUUGUGAACGAGGCGCGUGCGGUCCUUUCUGAUCCCGUACGGCGCGCCGCUUUCGAUGCACAGCGCGUGAGCAACCACGCAGCGCCGCCGCCGCCCUCAGGACCACGGAUACGUGAGCACGUUUCACUCGAGGCGUUUACGGCGCAUCCGAGUGCCGAAGAGCCUGAGCGCUUCACGCUCGAGUGCCGGUGUGGGCAAGAAUACGUCGUCACUGUCGACGAGCUCGAGGCGGGUGUCGAUGUCGUUGGGUGCCCUGGCUGCGGGGAGUAUGUUGGUGUUGACUACGAGGUGGUCGAGGAGGAGUAGAGAGGGGAGGAGCGAUCAUACCCUGCAUGUGUAUACCCUGCGCGCAAUGCAUUGACAAGGCUGGUUUCCG